This is a messenger RNA of Bombyx mandarina (wild silkworm), 597 nucleotides long. RefSeq lists its product as uncharacterized. NCBI's taxonomy places the organism in Eukaryota, Metazoa, Arthropoda, Insecta, Lepidoptera, Bombycidae. The record is from RefSeq and is a predicted model, not a curated record.
AUGAUUGUGAAGAAGAAUUUGCGAUUGAUCUUCAUAGUACUUUUAUCAAUUUUAGCCAAGGGUUUGUGUAGCGUGAACCAGUGCCCUAAUAUAAAAAAUCCUCUGGGAUCCAUAAGGAAAAGACGACAUCUUACAUUUCCAGACGGAAGUACUGUUUCUAUGACCACUUCAGUAGUCAAAACUUUUAUGACCCACGUUCCGUCAGGUUGGUUUAUGUCGGUUGAAGCCGAUGUUGUGUAUCAUCUACCCGAUGCGAAGGUCAUAUUGGCACAUAACAGAAAAAAACUUCAUCACAGACAGAAGCGAGAGUUUUGGGAGACUUUACAGGGAGCUUUAGAUUCACGCAACAUGAACGGUAAAGCUUGCGUUGUCAGAAGUAUUUGCGAAGCGAAAACCCAUUUAGCACCACCGGGGAAAUCUUUGGUUCAUGACAUCUUGAGAGCUGUAUUCACAGCACCCCUACACGAUGAGGAAUUCCACAAAGAAAUCGGCAUCGCGUACACGGAACUUUCGGAUCCUGAUAUCUGUAGUCAAAUCAAUGAUUGUACGUUCUCGUUUCUUGAUUUUGUACUUGAAUUAAAUAAAUUUAAAACUUAA